Molecule: messenger RNA, 3681 nt
Organism: Schistocerca americana (American grasshopper)
Lineage: Eukaryota; Metazoa; Arthropoda; Insecta; Orthoptera; Acrididae
Product: flocculation protein FLO11-like
Exons: 3
Coding region: 1-3681 (1226 amino acids)
Cellular component (GO): extracellular region
Molecular function (GO): chitin binding
Source: RefSeq, a predicted model, not a curated record
AUGGACACCAACGGACUGGAACUCCGACCACCGGUUCCACCACAGCAGACACAGGACACCGCACAAGAGAUGCAGCUGACGGCCGCUCCAGGCUCAUCCGUGGUGGCUGCCAGUGCUUCCACCGAGAGCGUGACAGGCCAGGUCCACGACGGAGGAUACGCAACCCCAACAGGCGAUGCGGAAGCAAGGCAACGGAAACAGCGUUCGCCGAAGAGAAGAAAGAAGCGUCGACUGACUUCUGCUGACGAUAGCCAUAGUCCCGAGGGGACAGUGGACGAAAACGACAGUAUCGACCUGAGACCAGUGGAUUCAACAGAUACCGAGAUGUCGAUGCAGGAACUACACAGCGACGAAAACUUGAACUCUCCUUCUGGUGACCGGAAGGCGGAAGUGGAGAUGACAACUGUCCAACAUCAGAGCGAUGACAACGUUACCUCCCAUCCUUCGACCAGUUCCGGAAAUAUGCUGGGGGACUGGGCGCAAGAAAUGGACCAACAGGAACAGGAUGAAAAUACGAACGCGACGAUUGAGGACAGUCCUGCCCAGAGGCCGGGAGGGACGACGGCGCUGCUAAGCCGCAACGGCGCACUGUCGCAGUCGCCCUCCCUGACGGAGUUCGCCGCCUUCUGCAACGAGAUCGGCACCUCAGGCGGUGCUCCAAACCCCUUCUUAGAGGUGCUGUGCCGCCAGGUGGCCGAGAGGACAGCCACGCAGCCGCCUCCCACCACUACCACAUCCUGGAAUGGGCCGGAGGCACUCAACGCGUCGGGAGAAGCACCUGCCAUCAACACUGACCUGGCAACGCCUCUGAUUACACAAGAUGAGCAAGAGGCAGUAAAACAAGCAAACGACAGUGGCGUAAUUCCUCAAGAAACAAAUCACACUGCAGAGUUCCAAUCACUUAGGAAUGAAACUUUCAACGUGUCCGAUGCGCUCCCUGGUGGAGAGCAAUCAGUAAUCGUUCUUAACAACAUAUUACCACAAGAGCAAGUAGAUCUUGAAGUAAGCGGUGGUUCAGAUUUUAGCUGGAAUGUAGGUGGACCGACAGCGACGACAGGCGAGCAAAGCAAUGGAUCUGUUGUAGAACCGCAGAACAAACUCAUUCACAUAAAACCGCAUAACACAACUAGCAAUAGAUCUGUUGUAGAGCCACAGAACAAACUGCUUCAUAUAGAGCCACAUAACGUGAGUACCUUUUAUGUGGGUGUAAGAGAGCAGAGUGAAUUCGUUGGCGAUUAUGGCAAUAAUGGACGUAACAGUACUCUCGCUCUCCAGGCACCAAUCACAAAUUUAAAGACACUGAAACGAGGAGAUCAAAUGCCAGUGCCAGGAAAUAAAAGUAGUGAUUCACCUGCAUUAUUAAAUGCAGAAACCCUUGACCAGUUACCACAAGUCGAACCACACCAAUCGCCAGAUGAGGGAGGACUAUUGAUUCAGCAAUCUGGCAUCCAGAAUUCUAAUGAAACACCGAGCAUAAAUCAGUCACCCGAUACUACCCAUGUACUGGAGAAAGAACAGGAGGAUGUACCAGACGACAGAAAUAAUGCUACAGAAGAGUCGAUAAGUGAAGCGCAACUGUACGUGGAACAGCUAUCAACUAGUGUAACAUCAGAAAGUGAAGCACCUAUAACUAUAGAAGUAGCGAGAGAUGGCUUAUACAUAUCUUCGUCAGGAAGUAACAUAACUAGAGUGGAAAUUCAAGAUGAAGGGCAUGGAAGUACUGCUAAUGUGUCUUCUACAGAGUCUGGAAUCCAAGUAGUAGAGGUCAAUAACUCCACAUUCAUAGCAUCAGACGUGGGACCGGAACCUGGAAUAAUUAAGGAUGCGCCAAGUAGCAUCGACGCUUUCUCUGAGGUUCAGAAUCUGAAUUCACAAAAUAUUCCAACUCAAGAAUUUGGCACAACGCAAUCUACGAAAGGGGAAUCAGCUACUGAAAACGAACAGUCGUUAGUCUCAGAGCAAGUAACAAGCGGAGGACAAUCAUCAGUUGAUCAAACUGCAGAAGGUGUUCUACAAGAUUCACCAGCUAUGGAUACGCAGCGAGAUCAGGGAGAAGGAAUAUUUACACCAAAAACAGAGCCUGCAGUGGAUCUAGUAGAAGCGGAUGUAGCCACAACUGAAUCGACCGUCUUCAGCACAGAAAGUACAGUUGUCCUCACACAAAACCCAGCUCUUAUUAAUGGUGAGGAGCCAAACGUGCAGCCACCAGUUAUACUGGAAGAAAACUUAGGAAAUUCUAAUUCAACUGCAGUGCAGCCUACUAGUGGAGGAAUGAGUUCAACAGUACCAUCAAAUAAUUCGGCAUCAGAACAGGAUACCUUGAGCAACAACAAAAACGAAGCCACUGGUGACCAAGAAACGUCAGUUACAGAAACAGCGGAAAAUUCUAAUAACAGAUCAGACAAUCGGACUGUGCACUCAUCACAGACAUUAUCAGGUAAUUCUGAAGUAUCAGACUCUACAGGCUCGGAUGGUACCAGCUUACCAGAAGGGGUCAGCAGCUCCAACCAGAGUGCUAAGUCUAUCCCACAGCUUGGGUUGUCUGGUGGAUCCAUUAGCCAGUUUCGAGAUGGGGUGUCUUCUUCCGAAGGAAAUUCAGUUGCUUCCGCAUCUAUACCACCUAAUCCUGCUGGAUCCUUCAGCCAAUUCCCAGUUGGAGUGUCACCUUCUGAAGGAAAUUCCCUUGCUUCCACAUCACUUCCAUCUAACUCUACUGGACUCACCAGUCAGGCCCCAGUUGGAGAGCCAUCUUCUGAAGGAAAUUCAGUUGUUUCUGCUUCACUACCACUCAAUUCUGCAGGAGCCACCAGCCAGUUCCCAGUUGAGUUGUCAUUUUCUGAAGGGAAUUCAAUUGCUUCGGCGUCAUUUCCAUCUAAACCUGCUGGAUCCACCAGCCAGACCACACUUGGAGUCUCAUCUUCUGAAGGGAAUGCAGUCAGUUCUACAUCACUUCUGCCUAAUCCUGGAUCAACCAGCCAGCCCCCCAUCGGACUGUCAUCUUCUGAAGGGGAUUCAGUUGCUUCUACAUCGCUCCCAUCUACCCCUGAAGGUGACUUUGUGGGAGAUUCUAUCCUCGUCAUGAAAGAAAUGUCGACCAAGUUUCUGGAAGGUUUGGCUGAAGUCCACUGCCGCCAGGUGGUGAACGACUUCUGGAAGAACGUAACCGAAGUCUUCAGAAGAGUGUCCGCUUCUCACAAGCCUACAGUGUGGGAUGUGACGUCGAGCGUGAGGGAGGUUCUCGAAUCGUACCGCAGAGAGAGCCCCUACUGGGAGACGAUCGCCGCCAAGCUGGAGGAGGCGACCUCGGACCGCCGGUGGCGGCAGCUGCUGGGCUCUUUGGCGGGGCAGCGCCCGGAGUGCCGCGCGGCGGGCGCGCAGCCAUCGGCCGACAGCUGCGACAGGUUCGUGCUGUGCUACCGCGCCGGAUGGCAGUGGCGCGCGCUCACGAUGAGCUGUCCCCGGGGCAGCGCCUUCAGCCGCAGCGAGCGCCGCUGCGUGUGGCGGCCUCUCGCCGACUGCAGGCCCGACCCGCUCAUUCGUCGCUGGUUCGACGACGACGGCGACUCCGACUCCGAUUCCGAUUCCGACUCCGAUUCUGAGUCCGACAGCUCUGAGGGCAGAAGCUGGUCGCUGUUCGGACAGGGUCACUCGCUGUUCCGAAUGUUUAACUUCCGCCACUGA